Molecule: messenger RNA, 1914 nt
Organism: Canariomyces notabilis
Lineage: Eukaryota; Fungi; Ascomycota; Sordariomycetes; Sordariales; Chaetomiaceae
Product: MFS general substrate transporter
Exons: 7
Coding region: 1-1914 (637 amino acids)
Biological process (GO): transmembrane transport
Cellular component (GO): plasma membrane
Molecular function (GO): transmembrane transporter activity
Source: RefSeq, a predicted model, not a curated record
AUGGACGAGUCUCGGACCCAUGACUACGGGGAUCCUAAUCAGCCGUGUUACAAGUCCCCUGAGAGCAGCAGCAGCUACAGCAUCCGAACCGAGGACUCGAUGCGGCAGACCGAGGGCGACUUGGAGCCGGCAGAGCUCGCGGGGCACGAGAAAGACACCCUCAGGGCCGCCAGGAGAGAGGCGCUCCAACCAACGCGACGGGCCUUUUCGUUUGAUGGCGGCCAGGUGCGCGAUGAAUACUUCUUCUCCGAGCCCAGACCGUACCACGAGCCCGAGGAGUCCAUCCGCCGAGCAUGCUCCUUCGAGACUCCAGAGCCGACUCCCCCCUGCCGCAGCUGGUCAGCAAGCCCUCCGAAUGCUGGCAGGAAUACGGCUUCCCUCGUAAGCUUGCACUCCUAUCAACCUUCAACCCCACCACACCCAGUUAACACCACAAAAAAACAAAAAGGCUGCCCGAACCCGUACAACUGGUCCGGGCGCAAAAAGGCCGGCAUUCUCCUGACCAUCAUGAUGCUCAUCAUCAACUCAACCAUGGGCAGCGCGCUGCCGAGUAAUGCGUUGCCGUUUAUUGCGAGGGAGUGGAAUGUCACGUCCCAGACGCAACGGGUGCUGCCGAUUUCAAUUUAUUUGAUUGGAUACGUCAUGGGGCCUAUCCUCUGGGGACCCCUGAGCGAGCAGUUCGGGCGAAAAGUGCUCACGCUCUGCACCUUUUUCAUGUUCACCCUGUGUACGCUGGCCUGCGCACUGGCGCCGACCUGGGCGGGGUUUCUCGUCUUCCGGCUCUUGACGGGCGUCUUUGCCAGCUCGCCCAUUGCCGUCGUGCCGGGCAUCAUUGCCGACACGUUUAGCGACCCGCGAUUUACCGUCUCCGGCCCUCUCCUCGCGCCCAUUAUAUCCGGGUACACCUCGCCCACCAUCGGCUGGCGGUGGGCCUUCUGGAUCGGCCUGAUCUACGCCGGCGCAACCCUAAUCCCACUCGUCUUCCUCCCCGAAACCUACGGCCCCGUCCUCCUCAAACGCCGGGCCCAAGCAAUCCGCCGGCGUGACCCCCGAGUACGGGCCGUAGCACCCCACGAACUGGACAAAAAAUCCCUCUCCGAACUCGCCACUGUCGUCCUGACUCGCCCGCUGCGUAUGCUCGCUUGCGAACCCAUCGUCAACACGUCCUGCGCCUACCUAGCCCUCUGCUACGCCAUCUUUUACAUGUCAUUCGAAGCCUUCCCGGUCAUUUUCGAGGGGGUGUAUGGCUUUGCGCCGGGGCCUUGCGGGUUAACCUAUCUAGCUGUGGGCGUCGGCUGCCUGCUGGCGCUGCCCAUCUUUUUCGCGUACGACACCAUCCUGCGCGACGCGCAGCGCCGCCGCGCGCCCUGGACCCGUCGUGAAGAGUCCCGGCGCUUGCCGCUCGCUUGUAUCGGCGGUCCGCUGUUUGCGCUGUCGCUGUUCUGGCUGGGCUGGACGGCGAGAAAGGACACGCACUGGGCGGUCCCGAUGCUCGCGGGGAUUCCGUUUGGGAUUGGGUUCAUGUGCAUCUUUCAGGCGCUGCUAAACUACCUAACAGACGCCUACUCAAUCUACGCCGCCUCAGCCAACGCGGCCGCGUCCUGCAGCCGCUCGCUGCUGGCCUGUCUGCUGCCCUUCGCGGCGCUGCCCAUGUUUGACAAGCUGGGCAUCAGUGGCGCGCUGUCGCUGCUGGGGGGGAUCAGCACGCUCAUGUGUGUGAUUCCCUUCCUGUUUCUGUGGCGCGGCGAGCGUAUCCGCCGCGCAAGCAAGUUCUGCCGGCUCAUUCGUGAGCGCACGAAAGAGAUGCAGCGGCGGGUUGACGAGCAGAGAAGGAGGAGCGCCGCUGCGUCGGCUGCUGCGUCUACUGCGGCUCUUGGUGCCUCCCGUUCCUUGGUGAAGUUCAACCCCAAGUGA